This is a messenger RNA of Symbiodinium sp. CCMP2456, 555 nucleotides long. NCBI's taxonomy places the organism in Eukaryota, Dinophyceae, Suessiales, Symbiodiniaceae. The record is from the annotation of a GenBank genome assembly.
AUGAGGGCUCUCCCUGCACUUCUCGUCCAGCUCACCCUGGCAAUGAAGGUGACUUUGCCUCCCAUCCGCGCCGAGCCGCCAUUAAUCCUUCUCAUGUCCGACCUGGGCCUGGCACCGGGUGCGGUGAUCACAGCCAACAUCACUGUAACACAAGGCAGUGCAGUCCUCAUGCUUUUCACCAAAGCAGAGUUGCUUUCGUGGGAAAGAUCGCUGAUGAAACUACCUCAGCAAGAUCUGCAGAAUGCUACCUCUUACUUUCGUAGUCAAUGGAGACAACCAUUUCGAUAUUAUCUCUCUGGAAGGACCUGUCUGCUGCACGAAGGUCCCGAUUUCACUGUGUUACCCCUGUUUCAAACCAGGAUGACAGUGCCGGGCCCAAAGCCGGAACGCUAUGUCGUCGGGAUCCCGGUGCCAUUUUCACGUUGGCUCCGUGAAGCAGAGCUACCAGCUAUCGGCAGCUAUCGUGCCAUCGUGGAACUGCCCUUGCUGGGCACGUGUUUGUUCCGAGCACGUCGUGUCUUGGGAAGGGAUGAUUGGCCGGAAGACAGACCUUGA